CUCCUAUGUAUAAGGUAAGGGAGAGAACUCUCACAGGGUCCAAAGGAAAGCACCAUUUUGGAAAUCAUGUCUUCUCUAGUGCCCAUGCGCUGCAUGCCACUGAGGCUGAAGCCUGGCCAGGAGUUGAAGACAACGCUCAUGCACUAUGUCCAGGAUCAAAAGUUAAAAGCUGCAUUCAUUGUUACCUGCGUUGGGAGUGUCUUGAGGGCAACCCUUCGUAUGGCCAAUUCCAAAACUAUUACAACAUUUGAAGGGCCAUUUGAAAUAGUUUCCCUUGUGGGAACAUUAAGUGGUGGAGAAGGCCAUCUGCACAUCAGCUUGAGUGACAAGAAUGGAAAGGUUAUUGGCGGGCAUGUUAUUGGUGACCUGGACAUUUACACCACAGCUGAAAUAGUGUUAGGGGAAUGCGAAAAUACUAGUUUUCUGCGAGAAUAUGACAGUGAAACUGGAUAUGAUGAACUUGUAGUCUAUCAUGAUGAAAAAGCCACUGCAUGACUGUUAGAUCCAGUCAAAAUGUUUACCCAGGAAUUAACAAUAACCAGAGAAUACGUGUGAGAUCACAUUUGCUUGCAGGUAUGCCUAAUUAACAUGAGACCCAACAGGCUGUAGCCUUGACAUUAUAAACACAUCAUGUACAACCAUGAUGUAUGUGUUGUUGACCUCCUCCUGUCCACAUUGAUGUUUGUAGGUGUGCACAUCAAGACUGAAAGGGGGUAUAUUCAUCCAGAUUGUAGCACUGUUCUUUACGUAGUCAUUGUAAUAAAAAAAAAA
Molecule: messenger RNA, 771 nt
Organism: Pomacea canaliculata
Lineage: Eukaryota; Metazoa; Mollusca; Gastropoda; Architaenioglossa; Ampullariidae
Product: bifunctional protein GlmU-like
Exons: 3
Coding region: 67-495 (142 amino acids)
Source: RefSeq, a predicted model, not a curated record